Ipomoea triloba (trilobed morning glory) is the source of this 1967-nucleotide messenger RNA. RefSeq names its product embryogenesis-associated protein EMB8-like. Bases 154 to 1863 code for a protein of 569 amino acids. The transcript is spliced from 15 exons. Gene Ontology annotation, molecular function: short-chain carboxylesterase activity; monoacylglycerol lipase activity. The record is from RefSeq and is a predicted model, not a curated record. Lineage: Eukaryota; Viridiplantae; Streptophyta; Magnoliopsida; Solanales; Convolvulaceae.
AGAAUAUUGCCUAUUUGCCUCAAAUAAAUUUCAAGCGCUCACGUGUUGAUUUCGGAACGGCUCCGACCAUAUAAAACGGGCUUCUGAUUGGUCUACACAGUGCAUACUCGUCCCCACACUCCCGGCGCCACCGCAUCGCGGCGGACGACAUCCAUGGACGGUUGCUUAGACUCAGUUUCUCAUCCGCCGUACGAGCUUUUGCUCAGAGCGGCUUCGUUGAUUCCCAUAUCUCACUAUCUAUUUGCUUUUCUCUUCAUCCUUAUCUUCUUUCUCUAUUAUUUCAUCGAAAUCCAUUUCUUCCGAGAUUUUCUCGCCGGAUUUAGAGGUCAGCAUGUGUCCUUGACCUUCAGCCCUUGCUCUCAGCUCUAUCAGGAAGUUGUUUCCAAGUGUAGAAUUCUUCAUGGCAGGUAUUCGUCUACUCCAUGGUUGUGUAGUCCGCAUUUACAGACUACCUUCUUACAUUUCUUUGGGAUGCCUCCAGUCUGUAACUAUAGAAGAAAGAUAUUUCAUACACCUGAUGGUGGAACUAUAGCAUUGGAUUGGCUGACCAUUGAGGAUGUUAGGUCAUCAUAUAUAAAAAAUUGCGAUGGAGUUUACAGCAAUGAUAAAAGCCCAAUCCUGAUAGUGGUACCUGGCUUAACAAGUGACUCUGAUUCUGCUUAUGUGAAACAUCUUGUUUUCAAGAUGGCUAGACAAGGUUGGAGAGUUGUAGUCUACAAUCAUCGUGGCCUUGGGGGUGUAUCUAUAACUUCUGAACGCUUUUAUAAUGCUGGAUGGACGGAGGACAUCCGUAAAGUCAUUGAUCAUCUUCAUACCCAAUAUCCUGAAGCUCCUCUAUUUUCUGUGGGGACAAGUAUUGGUGCUAAUGUUCUGGUGAAAUAUCUUGGUGAGGAUGGGGUCAAUACUCCCAUUGCUGGAGCAGCAGCUAUCUGUUCUCCAUGGGACCUUUUGAUAUGUGACAGGUUUAUUAACCGCAGGCUUAUCCAGAGAUUCUAUGACAAAGCUCUUACAAUUGGCUUAAAAGGUUAUGCUCAGCUGCAUGAGUCUAUCAUGUCUCGUCUUGUAAAUUGGGAAGGCAUUACAAAGUCAAAUAGUGUUCGAGACUUUGACAACCAUGCCACUCGUGUUCUUGGUAAAUAUGAGACUGUAGAUACAUAUUACAGGCGAUGCAGCAGUACUGGUUAUGUUGGAAAUGUUAUGAUUCCCCUUCUCUGCAUUAGUGCUUUGGACGAUCCAGUCUGCACAAGGGAAGCAAUUCCAUGGGAUGAGUGCCGGGCAAAUAAGAACAUUGUUUUAGCUACCACAGAGCACGGGGGACACUUGGCAUAUUUUGAAGGUCUCACUGCCAAAAGUGUUUGGUGGGUAAGGGCAGUUGAUGAAUUCUUCAGAGUUUUGAGCUCUAGUCCUUUGAUCAAGGAAAGAGGCAUGCAAGAUACUGCCAUGACCAACCCAAUUGAAUCAUCUUCAAUUGAUCAAGCUCCAUACGUGAGCGUGAUGGAUGAUGGAAUGGUGCGUGCUGUUACUAAUGAGCCGCCACCAAGUGAUAUAGGAUGCUGCGAGCUGUCCGAGCAAACGGUUGCAGAAGACAAAGCUGGAGAUGGUUCUUCAGCUGCAGAAUGUAAUGAUGUAAUUACGCCCCAAGAAGCAAAUGCAAAUGCGGCUGCUGAGGUUGCCGAGGACGCUGCUGCAUUGCCUCCCGUUAGGAAAUGCUUAAAUCAGCUUUCAAGGCAUAGUAAAGCGUCAAUAUGGCUUCUUGCCUAUGUUGCAAUUGUUUUAACUUUGCCAAUUCUGGGCUCUGCACUACCACUGCUGCUCAAGAAAAGGUUAAGAAACAUCUUUUCAGGAUUGUUACAGAGGAAAUAAUUCUCAUAAGUCAUAACUCAUAAGAGACAGCCUCUCUAUACUUUUCUGUUGUACUAAUUAAUUAUGAACAUUUGCAAUAAGAAAAACUAAAUUCAUUUACUCAA